UUGGCGGUCCUCGGGGUCAGAAGGCCGAGAGGGCAGAGUCGGCAUUGAGGUGAUUGACAGAGAAGGCGCGGGAAGAGGCUUUGUCCCUAGUGACUAGAGGCGGUUCUAUAGUCGGGCACAUCGCCGCUUGCGGGGCCGGUCUGGAGACGUUGGUGCCCGGUCCCUUCGGGACGCUCGGCUGUCCCUUCUCUGCCCCGGCUUGUGGCUCAGGUGGCGGCGGCGGCGGCGGCGGCGCCGAGGGACCCGCCUCAGGUUUCCAUGGCUGCAGAAGUGCUUUUGGAACCUAAUCAGGGAAGUGUGACCUUUGAGGAUGUGGCCCUGUAUUUCUCCUGGGAGGAAUGGGCUCUCCUUGAUGAGGCUCAGCGAUGCCUGUACCACGAUGUGAUGCUGGAGAAUUUUGCGCUUACAUCUUCAUUGGGCUGUUGGCAUGGAGUAGAAGAUAAGGAAGCACCUUCUCAACAGAGCAUUUCUGUAGAUGCAGUUUCACAGAUCAGGACUCUCAAGGCAGGUUCAUCUCCCCAGAAGGCCCAGCCCUUUGAGAUGUGUGGCCCAAUCUUGGGAGAUACUUUGCACUUGCCUGAGCACCGGGGAACACAUCUUGGGCAGAAACCAUACACGUGUGGGAAUCAAUUCUAUUUCUCUGCGAACCUUCAACAGUAUCAAGGGCAGCACAUUGGAGAGAUACCUAUCAGAAGUUCUGUGGACAGAGCCUUGUUUAUAAAGAGCCACACAACCCAUCUGUCAGGGAAAUCCUUUUCCUAUAGAGAGAUAAGGAAAGACUUCUUAGCCAGCACGAGAUUUUUCCAUCAACCAGUCACUCACACUGAAGUGAACCCAAACAACAAUAAUGAGUGUGAGGCUGUCUUACACAGUGGAAAAAUGCAUCACAACUGGGGAGAAGACAGGAAAGCCUUCAGCUGCAGAGACACACUUGUUGAGGACCAAGGAGUCCACACUAGAGAAGGGCUUUAUAAUUGCAGCAAAUGUGGAAAAGCCUGUACCCAAAGAUGGAACCUCAUUGAGUACCAGAAAGUCCACUCUGGGGAAAGGCCUUAUAAAUGCCAUGAAUGUGGGAAGUCCUUUACCCAGAGCUACAGCCUCAAUAGCCAUAGGAAAGCUCACACUGGAGAAAAAUUUUAUGAAUACAGGGAAUGUGGAAAAUCUUUUAGUCAAAGAUCUAACCUCAUUCAGCAUCAGAGAGGUCACCCUGGAGAACGGCUUCAUCAGUGUGAUGAAUGUGGAAAAUCCUUUAGUCGAAGCUCCACUCUCAUUCACCACAGGAGACUUCAUACUGGAGAAAGACCUUAUGAGUGCAGUAAAUGUGGGAAAUCCUUUAAGCAAAGCUCCAGCCUCAGUUCACAUCGGAAAGUCCACACAGGAGAAAGGCCUUAUGAGUGUCAGGAGUGUGGAAAAUCAUUUAGCUGCAAAUCUAACCUCAUUAUCCACCUGAGAGUUCACACUGGAGAAAAGCCUUAUGAGUGUCAGGAAUGCGGAAAAUCCUUUAGCUGCAAAUCUAACCUCAUUAACCACCUGAGAGUUCACACUGGAGAAAGGCCUUAUGAUUGUAGAGAGUGUGGAAAAUCCUUUAGUCAAAGAUCCAUCCUCAUUCAACAUCAGAGAAUUCAUACUGGAGAAAGGCCUUAUGAAUGCCAUGAAUGUGGGAAAUCUUUUAGCCGAAAGUUUAGUCUCAUUUACCACCAGAGAGUUCACACUGGAGAACGACCUCAUCAGUGAAGAGAAAGUGGGAAAUCCUUUAGCUGCAAAUCUAACCUCGUUGAACACCUGAGAAUUCACACUGGAGAAAGGCCUUGUGAGUGUGGGGACUGUGGAAAAUCCUUUAGCCAAAGUUCCAGCCUCAUUCAACAUUAGAGAACUCACAGUGGAAGAUGUCUUACAAGUGCAGUGAAUGCAGGUAAUCUGUUAGCUGCUAAUCUGAUCUCAUUCAAUACCAGAGCCUUCAGACUAGUGAAGAGCCAUAGAUAUGCUGGGAUGUACAGUUUAUUUCUAGUAUAA
This is a messenger RNA of Kogia breviceps (pygmy sperm whale), 2013 nucleotides long. Its product is annotated as zinc finger protein 211-like. NCBI's taxonomy places the organism in Eukaryota, Metazoa, Chordata, Mammalia, Artiodactyla, Physeteridae. The record is from RefSeq and is a predicted model, not a curated record. Gene Ontology annotation, biological process: regulation of transcription by RNA polymerase II. Gene Ontology annotation, cellular component: nucleus. Gene Ontology annotation, molecular function: DNA-binding transcription factor activity, RNA polymerase II-specific.